Trematomus bernacchii (emerald rockcod) is the source of this 2963-nucleotide messenger RNA. RefSeq names its product cytochrome b561 domain-containing protein 1 (gene cyb561d1). Gene Ontology annotation, molecular function: transmembrane monodehydroascorbate reductase activity. The record is from RefSeq and is a predicted model, not a curated record. Lineage: Eukaryota; Metazoa; Chordata; Actinopteri; Perciformes; Nototheniidae.
AUGCCGUCCGAUGUGGAGUACAGCCCGGUGGGAGAGGGCCUGGGGAUGCGGGACUUCUGGCUGUAUGUGUGGCUGCGCAGGGCGGCGGUGAUCGCGGCUCAUGUCACCGGCCUGGGCCUGACCCUCAUCCAUCUGCCUGCUGUCCAGACCGGGACCAGUCUGUUCUCUUGGCAUCCUGUUGGUGUAUGUCUGUCGCAGUAAUACUGCCUGUGUAUGACUGAAGGCGUCCUCCUCUCUCGGCUCGAAGGAUCCCCCUUCUGCUUCGUGUCCCGGAAAGGUAAAGUCCGUCUGCACUGGUUCUGCCAGGCUCUGGUCCUGAUAGCCGCGGCCACCGGCCUGGGCUUCUUGGUGGCCAGUAAGAACGUGUCGGAGCUCCCCCACCUGCUGACCUGGCACAGCGUGCUGGGGGUCUGCACUCUGGCUGCGACUGCGCUGCAGGCGGCCUGCGGCGUCGGCCUCCUCUUCCCUCAGCUUUGCGCCUGUCCUCCCCCCCCGCUGAGGCUGAAGCUGUACCACGCCACCGCUGCCUGGUGGGUCUACCUGCUGGCCACCGUCACCGUGGUGUCGGCCAUGUUUUCUGACUGGUUCCAGGCCACGGUGAAAGGCCUUGCCUGGUGGGCCUUCCUCCUGCUGCCCCUCUUCCCUGCCCUGGUGGUGAUGAACCAGAUCACUAACGCCUACCUGCCACGCAAGAAGAUCACCAGCUAGGAAGCACAGGAGCUUCCCCUCAAUCCCUCUGGGGCCAUGUUGGAUUGACCUUGUACUCAAUCAGACCGGAGCAGGAGCUAAAGCAGCCUUUGGAAGUUAAACAAGUAACACAACAUAAAAACAUGUCUGUCUUACACUGUCUUACAGCGCCGCUGUCUCUAAAGAACUUUAGAUUUACUGUGCUAAAUCGUUGUUAGUUACUGAAGAACACUUUCAACCUUAAAUGAAACGAUUCAUUUGUGUUUUCUAAUUUCUCUGCUCAAAUGAAUGCUGAAAUGAUUAUAACAGUUAUCGUUUCUUAUAGCAAGUGCAAAAACCAGAGGGUUGCUGCAGGCUGUUUUUUAGUGUGAUUCCAUUUGAUAAAUGAAUAGAUGAAUUCAUUGAAAGAAGUACAGAAUAUACAUUUUGGGCAGAAAUUGGACGGUAUGCAUUACCAGGUUGUUUGCUCAUAUAUGAACCCUGAUACCUCCUGACUCACUAACUCCAGCAAGAGAACGAAAGGCCUUCAAGCUCAGACUCCUGCUGAGGACAGAAGGAGUGGCACUAUGCACAGUGUGGGUAACCAUGCCCUGUAGAACACAUGUAUGAAGACCCAGCAGGUCGUGGUCGUCCUUGACACAUCAGCAGAGGAAUAUUUGCAUUCCGUAUGCAGUGAAAAUGAUGACGGUGCUGUGGAUGAUUUGAGACCAGCAUGCAAAUUCUAUAUAUGUAUUCUUUUGUGAUACAUUUGUCUGUCUUGGCUGCUUAAAUUAGCCACAUUUAAAGCAAGUUCCAUCAGUCAGUAAUAUGUUUGGAUAUUUAAAUAAGGAGAUGUCUGAUGGAGACCAAACAUAGCUGAUAUUGGACUGAGGUUCAGCAUGUGGACACUAACACCAGUCUAAAUAAAUGCUAACGUUUGCUCAGUGUCUGCAGAAUGUGCAAAUAAGCAGGGAGGAGGGCUUCUGUUCCUCCGUGGCCACACAAACCAAUCAAUGCAGCUUUAAUAGAGCAUGGCCACCAUCAUGUAGAGUCAUGAAUUAUACUAUAGAAUAUAACGUAUUGGUGGAGGGCGCUUUGAGCUAAUGACUUUCUUAUAGAGGCAGUUUGAAAACAGUAAACAUGUGGGAUAUGAGCUCUUUGAACAUUUGCUUAUAUCACUGGUGUUAGGGGGAUGGUUUCCUCAGUCCUCAUUUAUUAUUAAGUUGCUUGCUUUGAUAAUUAUAUGUGUAAAGCUACAUGCAUCACCUCUGAUGUGCUACCUUUUAUGUUGUGUUAUGUUUGCUUUUGUAGUCAAUAGGUGUACAAUAGAGUUCACUCAAUAGUGACCCCUCUUAUGUGUUGCUUUCUCAAACAAGGCCAAAGGCACAAUCCAGGAAUUGAAUGCAAAUGAAAACCUCCCAUCAUAUUUCACCCGUGCUCAAAGUUCUGUCUAGUCUUUCUCAAUAUCUCUGUAAAGUAUUUCAAUUGGUAGAACAUGCAAUCAAUGCACUUUACCCUCCAAUUCUAGUCCAGUUUCUAAUUCAGAGCAACUCUGUUGAUCCAAGGGCUAAUCAAUUACAAGUUGGUCUCCCCAAACUGGCUUCUCUCUGAGUGAGGCUUAACCAUCAAACUAAAUGUUUGAUACUGUCUACAGAACUAGCUGAGAAGGCCACACAGCAGCACCUAGCAGAGACUGCCUGACAGGCUGUAUUCAGGGCAUAUCAAAGUCCAAGCAGGACGUUUUUCACAGCAAAAUGAUGUAUCCAGCACUUAGCCAGAGCCCUGAUUUGUAAACCUGAUGCACUAAGACCUUUGGAUGUACUGCAGCACAUACAGGCAGCUUAUGUAAAUACUUUUUGGACAUAAUACCAUUUGAUGGUCAUGGAAUGUACUCUGUGUGUAAUUAAAAAUAAUAAUGGAAGAUAAUUCAACAUAUAAUGGUUCUCUAACGCUCAUAGACUGUAUAGGUAACGCCAGGAAAUAGUCUGGAACCAGAAAUGCUUCCACCUUUUCAUUUCCAGACUGGGUUUAAAAACCGGCCGCUCUUUGCUGGGUUUGUUGCCAUGUUUGAAGCGGUUUGAUGAUCAUGUUCUGCAAUAAUGAAUGUUUCCUUGAUGAAAAAGAGGUGUUCAAAUCCAAAUAGUGAGAAUGUUGUUACUUCUUUACUUUGAGAUGCUACUGAGAACAACUCAUUCUACAUAAAGAGUAUGGCUGUGCUGUAUGAGGAGAUCACAGUGGAAGUUAUUUCUCCAGUCCUUUUCAGCACUAUCUGUAAUAAACACAGAACUACAUUUGAA